AGUGACGUCUACAGGAACAAGGUGAAUCUUUAAGAGCUGCCUUGCAUUGUGACAUGUCUGUUCCCUUGCUGCAGUCCCUACAGCAUGAACAAGGUGGACACUCGCUGACCUGUCACAACGUUGCCCCACAGAGCGUUGGGGUCCAUGUCUGAAUGGAUUGCCGUAGCCUUCUCUUCUCUCCCUUCGCCCAGUUCCCUGCAUCCUAAGACUUGAAGCCAGCACGGGACCUGGAAAAAUUACAUGGUGUGAACGGCAUGUCUGUGGAUGAGAAGCCUGACUCCCCCAUGUAUGUGUAUGAGUCCACAGUCCACUGCACCAACAUCCUCCUGGGCCUCAAUGACCAGCGCAAAAAGGAUAUUCUCUGUGACGUGACUCUGAUCGUGGAGAGGAAGGAGUUCCGGGCCCACCGAGCUGUGCUGGCCGCAUGCAGUGAAUACUUCUGGCAGGCGCUGGUUGGACAGACGAGAAAUGACUUGGUGGUCAGCUUGCCUGAGGAGGUCACGGCCAGGGGGUUUGGGCCGCUGUUGCAGUUCGCCUACACCGCUAAGCUGUUACUCAGCAGAGAAAACAUCCGCGAGGUCAUCCGCUGUGCCGAGUUCCUGCGCAUGCACAACCUGGAGGACUCCUGCUUCAGCUUCCUGCAGACCCAGCUCCUGAACAGCGAGGAUGGCCUGUUUGUGUGCCGAAAGGACGGUGCGUGCCAGCGCCCGCACGAGGACCGUGAGAACAGCGCCGGAGAGGAAGAGGAGGAAGAGGAGGAGACGAUGGAUUCGGAGACGGCCAAGAUGGCUUGCCCCAGGGACCAGAUGCUUCCAGACCCCAUCAGCUUUGAGGCCACUGCCAUCCCAGUAGCAGAGAAGGAAGAAGUUUUGCUGCCGGAGUCCGACGUGCCCGCGGACACCAAGGAGAGCGCGGCAAAGGACGCGUUAACGCAGUACCCCAGAUACAAGAAAUACCAGCUUGCAUGUACCAAGAAUGUCUAUAACGCAUCAUCACACAGUACCUCAGGUUUUGCAAGCACAUUCAGUGAAGAUAACUCUGGCAGCAGCCUCAAGCCGGGGCUUGCCAUGGGGCAGAUCAAAAGCGAGCCGCCCAGCGAAGAGAACGACGAAGAGAGCAUCACGCUCUGCCUGUCUGGAGAUGAGCCUGACGUCAAAGACAGAGCCGGGGACGUGGAAAUGGACCGGAAACAGCCCCGCCCCGCCCCCGCCCCCGCCCCCCCUGCCGGGGCCGCCUGCCUGGAGAGGUCCAGGGGCGCGUCCUCCCCCUCCUGCUUAAGGUCUCUGUUUAGCCUAACAAAAAGUGUGGAGUUGUCCGGCCUGCCCGGUACCUCUCAGCAGCACUUUGCCAGGAGUUCCGCGUGCCCUUUUGACAAGGGGAUCACUCAGGGUGACCUUAAAAGUGACUAUGCCCCUUUCCCGGGCAAUUACGGACAGCCCCACAUGGGCCAGAAGGACGCGUCCAGCCUCACAGUGGGGUCGCCCCUCAAGGGGCCUGGGUUGGAGGCGCUCUGUAAACAGGAAGGAGAGCUGGACCGGAGAAGUGUGAUCUUCUCCUCCAGCGCUUGUGACCAAGUGAGCACCGCGGUGCACUCGUAUUCUGGGGUAAGCGGUUUGGACAAAGACCUCUCUGAGCCAGUGCCAAAGGGCCUGUGGGUGGGGACUGGCCAGUCCCUCCCCAGCUCACAGGCCUACCCUCACGGUGGGCUGAUGGCUGAACACUUGCCCGGAAGGAUGCGGCCCAACACCAGCUGCCCGGUGCCAAUCAAAGUCUGCCCUCGCUCGCCCCCGCUGGAGACCAGGACUAGAACAUCGAGCUCGUGCUCGUCCUACUCGUAUGCCGAGGACGGGAGUGGGGGCUCGCCCUGCAGCCUUCCUCUCUGCGAGUUCUCCUCCUCGCCCUGUUCCCAGGGAGCCAGAUUCCUUGCCACAGAACAUCAGGAACCAGGCCUGAUGGGAGAUGGAAUGUACAACCAAGUCCGACCCCAGAUUAAAUGUGAGCAGUCUUACGGCACCAACUCCAGCGACGAAUCCGGAUCGUUCUCGGAAGCAGACAGUGAGUCGUGUCCUGUGCAGGACAGGGGCCAGGAGGUCAAACUUCCCUUUCCUGUAGAUCAAAUCACAGAUCUUCCAAGGAAUGAUUUCCAGAUGAUGAUUAAGAUGCACAAGCUAACCUCAGAGCAGUUAGAGUUCAUUCACGACGUCCGCCGGCGCAGCAAGAACCGCAUCGCGGCCCAGCGCUGCCGCAAGAGGAAGCUGGACUGUAUUCAGAACUUAGAAUGUGAAAUCCGCAAACUGGUGUGUGAGAAAGAGAAGCUGUUGUCGGAGAGGAAUCAGCUGAAAGCGUGCAUGGGGGAACUGCUGGACAACUUCUCCUGCCUUUCCCAGGAAGUCUGCCGAGAUAUCCAGAGCCCCGAGCAGAUCCAGGCCCUGCAUCGGUACUGCCCUGUCCUCAGACCCAUGGGUCUCCCCACAGCCUCCGGUAUGAACCCCGUGCCCUUGGGCGUGGAGCAGAACCUUGCCGCCCCCCAGUGUGCGGUGGAGGAAAGCGUGCCCUGCUGCUUGGAGCAGGGCACAGCGGCCCCCGGGCCCCCCUGGGCGCCCAGCAGCGCCUCAGAGAACUGUACUUCUGCUCGGAGGCUGGAAGGCACUGACCCAGGAACCUUCUCAGACAGAGGACCUCCUCUGGAACCCAGGAGCCAAACGGUGACCGUGGACUUCUGCCAGGAAAUGACUGAUAAGUGUACAACCGAUGAACAGCCCAGGAAAGAUUACACCUAGUGACGGCCUGCCUCCUAGUUCUCAGCCCUCUCCCACCCAGGUGUCCAUGGGUCAGCCUGCGGUGCCAUUUGUCUGUCGUCUGGAAGAACCAAGAAGGAAUUUGGUGCACACUACAGCAGUCUUAGCAGCAAUACUGUUUCCAAGUAUUCUCUCCUCCCUUCAAGCAGGAGCGAUAUAUAGUUAGUUACCUUCACGAUGGUGCUACCCCUUGCUCAGGCAAGGAAAGACGACAGUGAUGAUGCUGUCUGUCUGUGGGUUCAUUUCAGUCUUAACAGGGAUAGACUAUAACACCUCUAGGACCCAACCACGGAUUUUUUUUCUCAGUGGCCCAUGUCACAAACCCUAUCUCAGGAAUUUCUUCUGAAUGUUCAAUUUUUUUCAUUGAAGACAGCUUCUAUACACAUCAAAGUUUUAUAGCUA
This is a messenger RNA of Eubalaena glacialis (North Atlantic right whale), 3200 nucleotides long. It is a transcript of the gene BACH2, whose product is annotated as BTB domain and CNC homolog 2. Gene Ontology annotation, molecular function: DNA-binding transcription factor activity, RNA polymerase II-specific; RNA polymerase II cis-regulatory region sequence-specific DNA binding; protein binding. Lineage: Eukaryota; Metazoa; Chordata; Mammalia; Artiodactyla; Balaenidae. Bases 255 to 2780 code for a protein of 841 amino acids. The transcript is spliced from 6 exons. Gene Ontology annotation, biological process: regulation of transcription by RNA polymerase II. The record is from RefSeq and is a predicted model, not a curated record.